AUGGCAAGAGAUGGAUUUAUACAACGAGCCAAGAUCAUUGUGGCUUUCCCCAAUGUUGGAGUGGGCGCCCUCGGCGAAAUUAAAGAUCAAAUACUUCCCGACACCAAUGUCACUUUCUUUCGAUCCAGCUUUUAUUUCAAUGAUCCCCCAUCAGCUGAUGGAAUAGCGGAAAGAGAUUUGAUAGCUGCUCCUGCUCCUCCGCCCAUGCCAUGGGAAAAGUUAAGAGAAAUUCGGGAACGAGUGCUGAAAGAUAUGAAACAGACUAUGGUGGAACCAGGAACCAUCAUUCUAGAUGAUAAUUGUAAGCCUAGACUCAACCUUAUCGAGGCUAUGGAGAUUGAAGACUGGGAUUAUAAGCUCGUUUCCCCUGCACGUAGUCAAAUCACUCGGGAUCUCAUGCCGACGCACUAUGGAAAUCAAAUGAGGGAGCAGUGGCUGGGUGCACUGGAGCGUCUGAAAGACGAUUGGGAUGAAUACGUCAUUCCCGUCAGGAAGAAAUUCGAACUUCCCCCGGGCCAAUCGCUAUCGGAUGUCGUUGUGCAGAUUAUGCAAGAACCGAUUCCGAUACCAAGACCUGCCGAUGACCCUAGAGAGUAUUCAGAGGAGGAGGAUGAUGGAGAGGUAAUCGACAAUGAGCUUCUCCGAACAGCUCACAAUACGGAUAAUAGGCUUGGAUCCAAUGCUCAGAUUCGAGCUAUGCCACUAUCAUUUUCCAACGUCAUUGUUAAUUCACCCUACAGUCAAAACAAAAAUACAAACAACGCCAAAACAAAAACCUUCUUCACAUGGUUCUUCUUCCUCGCUAAUGUCUUACUUACGGUUGGCCUUGCGUACAUACUUUACAACAUGGUAUUGGACUACGAAGAAUUCAUUCAAAGCGAUAAACCACAAAAGCGAGAAAUUCUGAAAGAGCCAUCCGAGUGGGUGGAAGAAAGUCCAUUUUUCAUUUGGACGACAUGGCCAAAGAAACUAGUGAGAAUGGCACUGCCUUACGCUGCAAAGAGAAGACAAGUAAGCGAGGAACUAUUAGAGACGGUUGAGAAAUGGAUACAAACGGAAAGAUUUCUGAGAGGAAGCGAUCCGGGAUGGCAGUUUUCGGAUGUGCUUGAAAAACUGAGACAUGUGGGGUUUAUCACUUCUGAUACUAUAAAGAAAGAAGCAUCUGGGGUAGUAUCUAAAAUGGCUUCUACAGUAGCUUCUACGCUUUCCACACCAACGCCUAUAUCGACAAUUGAUUUGACAGGAGAUAAGUAUGAUUAG
This is a messenger RNA of Botrytis byssoidea, 1260 nucleotides long. RefSeq lists its product as uncharacterized. The transcript has a single exon. The record is from RefSeq and is a predicted model, not a curated record. NCBI's taxonomy places the organism in Eukaryota, Fungi, Ascomycota, Leotiomycetes, Helotiales, Sclerotiniaceae. Bases 1 to 1260 code for a protein of 419 amino acids.